Molecule: messenger RNA, 2478 nt
Organism: Balaenoptera ricei (Rice's whale)
Lineage: Eukaryota; Metazoa; Chordata; Mammalia; Artiodactyla; Balaenopteridae
Product: zinc finger protein 530-like
Biological process (GO): regulation of DNA-templated transcription
Molecular function (GO): RNA polymerase II cis-regulatory region sequence-specific DNA binding; DNA-binding transcription factor activity, RNA polymerase II-specific
Source: RefSeq, a predicted model, not a curated record
ACGCUCGGUCCCAGAGCUGUUGGAACUACAUUUCCCAGAGGACGCUGCGCUGGGGGCCUUCGGCGUUAAGCCAAUUAAAGUUCAGGAGAAGGACACUUCCCUGCGAGAGCAUCGCCUAGGGGCGGGACUUCCGGCAUUCUCCUCGUGGCGGUCGUUUUGUAGGCACUUGGGGUGUGUUCGCUGCGUCUCAGGUUCCGCAGCUGUGAGUCGAGACCGAGAAGGUCGGAGAGGAGACGCUGUCCGUGCCAGGCCUGGGAUAGGGUCCACUGUGCCCGCGUUCCCCCUCCUCUCCCGCCGUUCCCCGCCCCGUCCACAGUCCGAUGGCGGCGGCGGCGCUGAGGAACCCGCCUCAGGCCUGUGUGACCUUUGAAGACGUGGCCAUUUACUUCUCCCAGGAGGAGUGGGGGCUCCUUGAUGAGGCACAGAGGUUCCUGUACCAUGAUGUGAUGCUGGAGAACUUUACACUUACAACAUCCCUGGAUUGUCAGUGUGGAGGAGAGAAUGAGGAGAUCCCUUCUGAGCAGAGUGUUUCUGGAGGAGAAUCACAAGUCAGGACUUCUCAGUCAGUUCCAUCGACCCAGAAGACUCAUCCCUGCGAGAAGUGUGUCUCAGUCUUGAAAGACAUUUUGCAGCUGACUGAGCUCCAGGCAGCAUAUCUUGGGCAGAAACCAUACUUUGGUGGGGGGUCCAGCGGCUUCUGGUUGAAUGCAAGCCUUCACCAGUAUCAGGAGCAUGGCAAUGGAGAGAAAAACUUUAAAAUGGACGUGGACAGGGCCUCGAUUGUGACGAGCUGCAGACUCCAUGUGUCAGGGAAGCCCUUCCUCUGUGGGGAGGAUGGAAAAGACUUCCUAGCUACCUUGGGCCUUCAUCAGCACCAGACCACUCCCAACAGUGAGAAGCCACACAGCAGCAUUGAGUCUGGGGAGGCCUUAAACAAUGGAAAAAGUCAUAACAAGUGGAUUGAAUGCAGGAAAGUUUUUGGCAACACUCAUAUACUUCACCACCAGAGAGUCUGCACUGGAGAAAGUCUUGAUGAGUGUAGCAAAUGCAAAUACAGAUUUGUUCAGCACCAGCAAAUUCACGUUGGAGAAAGGCCUUAUGAGUGUAGUGAAUGUGGGAAAUUCUUUAGCCGUAAAACCCACCUCAUUCGACACUGGAGGGUUCACACAGGAGCAAAGCCUUAUGAGUGCAGUGAAUGUGGGAGGUCUUUUAGCCAGAAAUCUGACCUCAUUCAACACCAAAGAGUUCACACUGGAGAAAGGCCUUAUGAGUGCAGUGAAUGUGGGAAAUCUUUUAUCCAGAAAUCCAUCCUCAUUAAACACCAGAGAGUUCACACUAAUGAAAGGCCUUAUAAAUGCGAUGAAUGUGGGAAAUCGUUUAGCCAAAGUUCUGGCCUCCUUCGACACAAGAGAGCUCACACUAGAGCAAGGCCUUAUGAGUGCAGUGAAUGUGGGAAAGCCUUUAACUGUAAAACCCACCUCGUUCGACACUGGAGAGCUCACACUGGAGUUAGGCCUUAUGAGUGCAGCGAAUGCAGAAAAUCUUUUAGUGAGAAAUCUGUCCUCAUUCAACACCAAAGAGUUCACACUGGAGAAAAACCUUAUGAGUGCAGUGGAUGUGGGAAAGCCUUUAGCCAGAAAUCUGUCCUCAUUCAGCACCAAAGAGUUCACACAGGAGAAAGGCCUUAUGAGUGCAGUGAAUGUGGGAAAUCCUUUAGCCGCAAAACCCACCUCAUUCGACACCGGACGGUGCACACUGGAGCAAGACCUUUUGAUUGCAGUGAAUGUGGGAGAUCCUUUACUCAGAGCUCUGGUCUCCUUCGACACAGGAGAGCUCAUGCAGUGAGUAUAGGAAAUCCUUUACCUGCAAAUCUGACGUUGGUCAACACCAAAGAGUUCACACUGGAAAAAGGUCUUGCACAUGCAGUGAAUGUGCUUUUAUCUUACUUAGCAUCAUUGUAUUGGACGGAAGUCUCUGUGAGGAACCAUCUGCGUGAAUUGAAUCUCGCGUCAGGAUAUCCACAGACUAGGGAUUGAUUCACCAUAAAUUUCACGGUUGUGUGGGAAGCAUGUGUAACCUGCCCAAGGUCACUGCCAGUUUCUCUGGCAGAAACUAUCUCACCUCUAACAUCUGGCAGGCCCUCACAGUUGGCAUCAGUCACAAGCGUAGUAUGCUCAGAGCAACUGGCCUCUGUGCUGUCCCGUUUGUUGGAGGAAAUCGUGAGUAUCCUGAGCCCUUAUGGAGUCUUCAUUCCCUUUUCUCUGACAAGUUAGGGCAUGGACCUGACCUGUGUUGGCCCUGAGAACGCUGAGUUCUGCUGGCAGCUUGCAGAGAAGGACUAGCUUUUUCAAGGACACAAUUGGUCUCGGGUAGUUGUGAUGAAUAUUUCCAGCUUCCAAGUCACCCAACCAGAAAUUGCCUGUUACACGUUGCUUUGGUUUGUGUAAUAAUAAAGGCCUUUUUGUUUAAGCACCUUAA